This is a messenger RNA of Aspergillus ibericus CBS 121593, 4074 nucleotides long. Its product is annotated as putative ABC multidrug transporter. The transcript is spliced from 14 exons. The record is from RefSeq and is a predicted model, not a curated record. The coding region runs from base 1 to 4074 and encodes 1357 amino acids. Gene Ontology annotation, biological process: transmembrane transport. Lineage: Eukaryota; Fungi; Ascomycota; Eurotiomycetes; Eurotiales; Aspergillaceae. Gene Ontology annotation, cellular component: membrane. Gene Ontology annotation, molecular function: ATP binding; ATP hydrolysis activity; ABC-type transporter activity.
AUGGACAACUCGUCUUCUUCAGGGACUGUGGACAUUGAGUCUGGGGACUCUUCCAUUUAUAAGCGCUUGACGCUCACAUGGCGCAACGUGAGCGUGCACGUUACUGCCCCCGAUGCUGCUCUGGGCGAUACACUGUUGUCGGUGGCCGAUCCACGGCAGGCUCUGGGGUGGUUCAAAGGGGGUUCGCGGCCUAAGAGGACAAUCCUCAAGGACGUUACGGGCCAACUCAGACCAGGCGAGAUGCUGCUCGUUUUGGGCCGUCCAGGGUCAGGAUGUACCUCAUUCCUCCGCGUGCUCUCCAAUGAUCGUGAGGCUUUUGACGAAGUUGUCGGCGAGACUCGGUACGGAAGCAUGGACCACAAGCAGGCCAAAAAGUACCGACAGCAGAUCAUGUUCAACAACGAAGACGAUGUUCACUUCCCCACGUUGACGGUCAACCGGACGAUGAAAUUUGCCCUGCGAAACAAGAUUCCGAGAGAACGACCCGAGCAUCUCCAAGGUAGAAAGGAUUACGUUCAGGAGAAGAGAGAUGGAAUAUUGGAUUCACUGGGUAUCGGUCACACCAAGAAGACAUUGGUUGGAAACGAGUUCAUCCGCGGUGUAUCUGGUGGUGAGCGAAAGCGUGUGUCUUUGGCGGAAGUGAUGGCUGGGCAGAGUCCCGUUCAAUUCUGGGAUAACCCCACUCGCGGUCUGGAUUCCAAGACUGCCGUGGAAUUUGCCCGUAUGCUCCGGCGUGAGGCAGACGAGAACCAAAAGACAAUGGUGGCGACAAUGUACCAAGCCGGAAAUGGCAUCUACGAUGAAUUCGACAAGAUAUUAGUCCUCGCGGACGGACUCGUCACGUACUAUGGCCCGCGUGCGUUGGCCCGCGCUUACUUCGAAGACAUGGGAUUCGUAUGCCCCAAAGGAGCCAACAUUGCCGACUUCCUCACUUCGGUGACGGUCAUCACGGAACGAAUUGUCGCCCCAGGCAUGGAAGAGAAAGUGCCAAACACACCAGCUGAGUUCGAGGCUCGUUACCAUCAGAGUGCGAUCUACUCCCAGGCGAUGAAUGACAUUGUACCGCCAGAGAAGCUCGUUAACGAGGAAGAAAACCUGGCCCUUGCGGUAGCAAUGGAAAAGAGAAAGCAGUAUAUCCCUCGGAGUAAGAGUGUCUACACUGCUGGUCUUUGGGAUCAGAUUGUCAGCUGCACUAUCCGUCAAUUCCAAAUCCUGGCUGGUGAUAGGCUCUCCAUCAUCAUCAAGGUGGUGUCUGCUAUUCUACAGGCCCUUGUCUGUGGUAGUUUGUUUUACAACCUCAAGUUAGACAGCAGUUCGAUUUUCCUCCGACCUGGCGCCCUUUUCUUCGCUGUUUUGUACUUCCUUCUCGAGACGAUGUCCGAAACGACCGCGUCAUUCAUGGGUCGUCCUAUCCUUUCUCGGCAAAAGCGAUUUGGCUUCUAUCGGCCCACGGCGUUUGCCAUUGCCAAUGCGAUUACAGAUAUACCCAUUGUCUUGGUUCAAGUAUCAUGCUUCUCGUUGAUCUUAUAUUUCAUGUCUGCGAUGCAGAUGGACGCGGGCCGUUUCUUCACUUACUGGAUCAUUGUCAUUGUGCAGACAUUGUGCUUCAUGCAGAUGUUCCGGGCCAUUGGUGCGAUGUGCAAAAACUUUGGCAAUGCGUCCAAGAUGACCGGGUUUCUCUCGACGGUCUUUUUUGUCUAUGGAGGAUACUUGAUUCCUUUUGAGAAGAUGCACGUGUGGUUCCGUUGGAUCUUUUACCUGAACCCCGGUGCGUAUGCUUUCGAGGCCCUGAUGGCCAACGAGUUUGUGGGCCUGGAACUGGAAUGUAUCGCGCCUGACUACAUCCCAUACGGAUCUGGAUAUCCCAGCGGCUCUUCCCCUCACCGUGGCUGCACCGUCAAGGGAAGUAACGCGGAAGGCAUUAUCGAUGGCGCCACCUACAUCAAGGAGCAGUUCCAAUACUCCUACCACCACAUCUGGCGGAGCUUUGGUAUCAUCGUCGGCUUCUGGGCGUUUUUUCUUUUCUUGACCGCAAUUGGCUUUGAACUGCGCAACAGCCAGUCCGGAUCCUCGGUCCUUCUCUACAAGCGGGGCGCGAAAAGCAAAAAGGCCGACGAGGAGAGCAGCGUUUCUCCGAAGUCUGAGGGAGCUGUCCUUGCGCAGGCGGGGAAACAGUCCACGUUCACGUGGAACCAUCUCGACUAUCACGUUCCUUUCCAUGGCGAGAAGAAGCAAUUACUCGACCAGGUCUUUGGAUACGUAAAACCGGGUAACCUGGUGGCCUUGAUGGGAUGUUCUGGCGCGGGAAAGACUACGUUGCUCGAUGUUUUGGCUCAGCGAAAGGACAGCGGUGAGAUUUACGGAUCCAUUCUGAUCGAUGGUCGGCCGCAAGGCAUUAGUUUCCAGCGUACCACCGGCUACUGUGAGCAGAUGGAUGUCCAUGAAGGGACGGCGACCGUGAGAGAGGCCUUGAUCUUUUCUGCUCUCCUCCGUCAGCCCGCCAGUGUGCCACGUGAAGAGAAGAUUGCCUAUGUGGACCACAUCAUUGAUCUCUUGGAACUGAGUGACAUUAGAGAUGCCCUGAUCGGAGUUCCCGGAGCUGGUCUAAGCAUCGAACAACGGAAGAGAGUGACAUUGGGUGUUGAGUUGGUCGCCAAGCCGACUUUGCUCUUCCUGGACGAACCGACGUCGGGUCUGGACGGUCAAUCCGCUUACAACAUUAUUCGAUUUCUGAGGAAGCUCGUCGACAGUGGACAGGCUGUGCUGUGCACCAUCCAUCAACCUUCUGCGGUUCUGUUCGAUGCCUUCGACGCCUUGGUUCUGCUUGCUAGGGGCGGAAAGAUGACCUACUUUGGAGAAACUGGCGAGGAAUCCCACAAAGUUCUGGAGUACUUCGCAAAGAACGGAGCCCCCUGUCCUCCCGACGUCAAUCCCGCUGAACACAUCGUGGAGGUCAUCCAAGGUAACACGGAGAAACCUAUAGACUGGGUCGAUGUGUGGAGCCGAUCCGAGGAGCGCGCGCGUGCCAUUGAGGAGCUUGAAGCCUUGAACAAGGAGGGCCAAGCACACUCGGACAUUGUGGAAGACCAACACGACUUUGCAACACCGAUUUGGUUUCAGUUCAAGACGGUGCUGCAACGUCUCAUGACCCAAAUAUGGCGGUCACCAGAUUACAUGUGGAACAAGAUCAUCCUGCACAUCUUUGCCGCAUUGUUCAGUGGAUUCACCUUCUGGAAAAUGGGCAAUGGGACAUAUGCGCUCCAGCUACGGUUGUUUGCCAUCUUCAACUUUAUCUUCGUGGCUCCGGGGUGUAUCAACCAGAUGCAGCCGUUCUUCCUGCACAAUCGCGAUAUCUUUGAGACCCGAGAGAAAAAGUCCAAAACCUACCACUGGAUCGCCUUCAUUGGAGCUCAAGCAGUCUCGGAAAUCCCGUACUUGAUUAUCUGUGCCACUCUCUACUUUGCGUGCUGGUACUUUACCUCCGGAUUGCCUGUUGAUGCGUACGUUUCCGGCCAUAUGUACCUGCAGAUGAUCUUCUACGAGUUUCUCUACACUUCCAUCGGACAGGCCAUUGCCGCCUACGCUCCUAACGAGUACUUUGCCGCCAUCAUGAACCCCAUCCUCAUCGGUGCCGGCAUGAUCAGUUUCUGUGGCGUUGUGGUGCCGUACUCGAGCAUCCAGCCUUUCUGGCGGUACUGGAUAUACUACCUCGACCCGUUCACCUACCUGGUGGGUGGUCUUCUUGGGGAAGUCCUCUGGGACGUCAAGGUGAAAUGCGAGGCCUCGGAGUAUAUUCAUUUCAGCCCUCCGUCCGGACAGACCUGCGGUCAAUACAUGUCCGACUUCAUCUCGGCACAGACGGGCUACCUGCUGGACUCGAACGCCACCGACAGCUGUUCGUUCUGCCAGUACUCGACAGGCGCGGACUAUGCAAAGACCUUUAACCUGAAAGAGAAGUACUAUUCUUGGAGAGACACAGGAAUCACUGCCCUCUUCUGCAUCACGUCCUACGGCCUGGUGUUUUUGAUGAUGAAGCUACGCAGCAAGAAGACGAAGAGUGCAAGGUCGGAGUGA